UGACACUUCCGGUAUAAUGUCAGUUCGCAACAAGUUGUGGUGGUUGGUAGUCGUGAUUUGAGUGUGGAAAUGAUUCCAGUUGUGCAAUACAGUUGAGAACUAGAGAUGUCUAAAAUAUUCACCCCUACCAACCAAAUUAGGUUAACAAAUGUUGCAGUAGUUCGAAUGAGAAAAGGUGGCAAGAGAUUUGAAAUUGCAUGUUAUAGGAAUAAAGUUGUAUCUUGGAGAAAUAAAAUAGAAACAGAUAUUGAUGAAGUGCUGCAGACACACACUGUGUUUACAAAUGUAUCAAAAGGUCAGGUAGCAAAAAAGGAAGAUCUUCUUAAGGCUUUUGGGAAAGAUGAUCAGACAGAGGUGUGUAAGGAAAUUCUAGCCAAGGGUGAACUUCAGGUAUCUGAUAAGGAAAGGCAGUCACAACUUGAAUCACUGUUCAAGGACAUUGCAACAACAGUUUCAGACAAAUGUGUAAAUCCUGAAACAAAAAGGCCUUAUCCUGUGUCUAUGAUUGAAAAGGCAAUGAAGGAUGCCCACUUUUCUGUCAAACCAAACAGGAAUGCCAAACAACAGGCUUUGGAUGUAAUACCUUUAUUGAAAUCAACUAUGCCAUUGGAGCGAGCUCAGAUGAGAAUACGUGCAGUGCUGUCUGGGAAAGAUGCUCGAAAACUCCGCGACAAGGUUGCAAAACUAGCCACCAGUGUUGAAAGUGAAGAUUGGGAUGGUGGGCAACUAAACAUGGUUUGUUUGAUAGACCCUGGACAUUAUCGUGAAGUAGAUGAAAUUGUACGUACAGAAACUAAAGGACAUGGACUCUUGGAGCUGAUGAACCUUAAAGAGGUAACAGAAGGUGAAGAGAUAUUGGAAUAAGAAACCGAAAAAAAGAAGAAGUUAUGUUUAACGGCAGUUUAAUUAAGAUUUAAAUUAUUAGAAACAUGAAUAAUAUUCUGCACAAUAAUUAUUUCACAGUGAAUAAAUACUGUACAUGUU
Cryptotermes secundus is the source of this 984-nucleotide messenger RNA. RefSeq names its product ribosome maturation protein SBDS (gene Sbds). The record is from RefSeq and is a predicted model, not a curated record. NCBI's taxonomy places the organism in Eukaryota, Metazoa, Arthropoda, Insecta, Blattodea, Kalotermitidae. Bases 106 to 864 code for a protein of 252 amino acids. Gene Ontology annotation, biological process: ribosome biogenesis; cytosolic ribosome assembly. The transcript is spliced from 5 exons.